AGUGGGGGCACUGUGGAGUUUACUAAUGGAGGGGGAGCAGAAGAUGAGCUUCACCAUUCCAUGCCCCACUGCUGGCACUCAUGCACACCUCAUCCUUUCUACAAAAACUCUCCGUAGUGUUCCCAUCUCUGCUGACCCUUUUGAAGGGAGAGUUCCAGAGGAGAAGAGAGAGAAAGAUCUAAUGGAGUACGAGAGGAUUGAAAAGGCUCAGACUGGUAUGAUUUCUCCAAGUAAACUGAGGAUGAGGCUUAUGGGGCCUCAUCACAGAAAGAAAGAUGGAUCAAACGGCAACUCCUCAAGAACAUCUCCAUCCAGGCUUGAGGAUAAUGAAUUUGUCAAAAACAGCCUAUUGGCCUCUGAAAGCGGAGACUUUGAUGAGGAAGUUGUAGCUUAUGGUGUAGAAGUUGCAACACUGAAAGUUCCCAGUGAGACACUGGUGGUUUCCGGUCUGGAUGAUCAAACUUCUGGCCAGCCAAGGGAGUCACUGGCAAAGGAGAAUGGUGAAGUGGGUCCUGUUAAAUUGCAGCAGUACUCAAAAGUUGAUACUGUUAAUUCAAGUUCAAUUCACCCGACAAGGAUGCUAGAAGAUGAAAGUCUUGACUAUGAUAGUAAUGCUAGUUCAUCUAGCUUUGAGUUCCAUAAAGGGGAGAGAGCAGUACAUAAUACCAUGAGGUCAUUCUCAAGACCUAUGUCAUCCAAGUGGGAUGAUGCAGAGAAAUGGAUAGUGAAUAGGCAAAAUGUACAAAUUAAUUAUUCUAAGAAGAAUGCUUCAUACAACCAAGCCAAUCGAUUCCCCAUGACAAAUGUGGUGAGAGUUGCUUCAGAGUCUACAAAUUUUGAUCAUAGAUCAGCUGUCACCCGGGCUGCUGACACCAAGCGGUUUGAUUUCUGUCAACCUGCUACACAGUUGGCAAUUGAGAAAUUUUCUUUCAUUCCUGCUGGAGGUCACCCUAUUUCAGGUCAAUAUCAUGGAAGAGAUUCCUUAGCUGAACAGUGUCCUCAAGGUAAGGAUUUGAGGGAGGUAGCUCACAGGGAGUUAUCAUGUACACAAAGUUCAACAGAAGAUACAGCAGUUGUACCUGCAAUAAGGUCAGUUUGUAUGAGAGAUAUGGGAACUGAAAUGACCCCUGUUACAAGUCAAGAGCCUUCAAGGACUGCUACCCCUGUAGGGGCAACAACCCCAAUCCGGAGCCCAACUUCUUCAAUCCCAUCUACUCCCCGAGGAGGGCUGCCACCAACACCCUUUUGUGAUGAGUCACAGCAUCCCACUGAUAAUGGCAAGAAAGAACUUUCAGAGCAAGAACUGAAGCUGAAGACCAGGAAAGAGAUUGUUGCCCUUGGUGUCCAGCUUGGCAAGAUGAAUAUUGCUGCUUGGGCAAGCAAAGAUGAGCAGGAAAAGAACAAAUCUUCAGCAGAAACUGCUAAUAUGGAGGAGCUUGAGAGGCACGAAAAUGGAAAACGUGCAGCUGCAUGGGAAGAAGCUGAAAAGUCUAAGCAUAUGGCAAGGUAUAAACGUGAAGAGAUCAAAAUCCAGGCAUGGGAGAGUCAGCAAAAAGCACAAUUAGAAGCAGAGAUGCGGAGGAUAGAGGCUAAAGUUGAGCAAAUGAGAGCCCAAGCUCAAGCAAAGAUGGUAAAGAAGGUAGCAAUGGCAAGACAAAGAUCGGAAGAAAAGCGAGCUGCAGCUGAAGCCAGGAAAGACACAGAUGCAGAAAACACUGCUGCCCGAGCAGAAUACAUUCGCCAGACUGGGCAGAUGCCAUCAUCUUAUAGAAUGUCUGUCUGCUGUGGUUGGUUGUCAUAAUAUAAUAAACUAUGGAUAGAAGUAAGAUCCCCCAUACACCUUAGUUAGGAUAAAGCGGCAGCUAGUAUAACUUGUCUUGGGCAUUAUUGAGGAUGCAAGUGUUGUAUUUGAGUGGCCUCAGUUUUCAAGUUGUUUACAUGAAAAUGAAUAGUGCAUUUGAUG
Rubroshorea leprosula is the source of this 1963-nucleotide messenger RNA. The record is from the annotation of a GenBank genome assembly. NCBI's taxonomy places the organism in Eukaryota, Viridiplantae, Streptophyta, Magnoliopsida, Malvales, Dipterocarpaceae.